Durusdinium trenchii is the source of this 1694-nucleotide messenger RNA. The record is from the annotation of a GenBank genome assembly. NCBI's taxonomy places the organism in Eukaryota, Dinophyceae, Suessiales, Symbiodiniaceae.
GACCACUGCUUAGAGGACUCUUGGAGUUGUUGAUUUGAUCACAGGAAGAAGAGAACUCAGCACCGAUUCGGCCCGCAGGCAUUUGGCCAAGACUGCCAACCUUAGGUUCCUUGAAAAGGAACCUCAGGGGGGUUGGUUCCAUCCACACUUUCUCAGUCUUUUGGUUGCCAGAUGGCAGAGGACUUGCAGGAUGAGUUCGAUGAGGAUGAUUUUGACGACGAGGAUCUUCAAUGGUCAUGCAAUUACGUGGUCGUUUGCAUCUUGUUGCCCACCUUGAUUGGCUUCAUCAAUGGCUUCUUCUGGUCUGGUCUAGCUCUGCAUUACGUGGACAUGGGUUGGGCGGUAGCCAGAGCCGGCUUGGCCUCGACCAUUGGCUUGCUCUUGCGGCCCUUCUUCCAACAAAUUCAAAUCCGGGCAGGCUUCUGGGCAGCUGUGCCCUUGGGAGCUUUGCACUUGGGUCUUGCCAUUUUGGGUGCCGCCCUUACCACCCAGGAGUGGGCAGUGAUCUUGGAGGUCACAGCAUUGCAAGGUUUGGACCCCUCCAUCACCAUUGAAGGCAUUGCCUUCGACGUCUUUGGGCUGUCAGAGACCAUGGCGCGGCAAGCGUCCUCCACGGUGCUGGCCGUCUUCACCAUUGCCGUGGCCACCGCAGUGACCAUUGGCGGCAUCAUCUACGACUUCGCGGGAUGGCAAGGUGGAGCAAACUGACAGGACGUGAAGCCGAACUGACAGGGUGCUGGGAACAAGUCACAAGUGGAUUUGAGUGGUUUCUGAGGUGGCUAGUUCACCAAAACUUGAUUUGCUUGGCAAUGUGUGUACAACUCAAUGAGCCGUGCAAAUUCAGUGGGAUAGAGCUGCAUCCGGAGAUUGCUUCCAAGGUGAGACAGGGGCUGGUUUGCUCACUGCUGAGCAUUUCGUAGACUGAAGAGGGACACAAGAAACAUGAUCAACAUCCACCAGGACUUUCCCCGUGACAUUUUCAGGAUUGGUUUCCGUGACCUGUUACAGAGCUGUUCGUGACCUGUUCGCCACUGGGAUCUGAAGGGGAAGGUCACUGGGGAGCUGGUCACUGGCAGGCCCAGCUGGUCCAGCUCCCCGUCUCAGCUCCCGAGCCAUGAAAAGCUCAUUAGCUAUAGGGAAAGAGGAAGUCGAUGGCGAAGUGGACCCGAACAGGGUGGAGGUUUGGGAGAUGUGGAUAUUCAACCUUUACUUCGGAUUAUUUUCACCCACUUCUUUUCCACCACCAGCCAGCGGCCAGCGUUGUUUCCAGGCAUGUCGCUCUUCCAUGUGGCUUGCCUGCUGCCCUGUGCCUUUUUACUGCACAGCCGGUGGUGUGGAAAUCCUUCCGGGAAUAUAUUUCUUCAAAGCUGCGAUUCCGGGAGAGGAAAGUGAAGCAAUUGCAUCUGCACUUUCUGUGGUUCCCGCGCAACCAUCAGAUGCACUCCCAAAGCAAGAGCCAGGCCUGGUAGUUGAGGAUCUUACUGAGCUUCCAGGAACUGUCCGAGAUGUUGACCAGGGAGGCAUGCCAGCUGGGACAAUGACAGGAGGCAUCUCAAGGGAGUCUACCCCGGAAGGAGAUGCUGCAACAGACAGGACGUCAGAAUUGAUCGUGAGACGCCUGAGAAUGAUUUUCUCCAGAAAGUGUAGUACCUGCACCUGCUCGUCUUUGCUUCGCUGCUCAUUGGCCAUCCGAC